AUGCCACCGAAAAAGGGGAAAGCUAAUCUGACAGAUGCGGAAAGGGCCGCUAUUCAGCGGGCCCAAAAGCGGGCAGAAUUAGAGGCAAAAAGAAAAAAGGGAGAGCUAGUGAAACAGUAUUUGACUGUAAUCCAUUUUCUAGUAGCAUAACAUAUGUAGGUAAAACUUGAAAAAGAGCAAAAAGCAACCAUCGGAAACACCUUUCGUCUAAAUCACCGAUGGAGAACUUUACUGCGAGAGGAAAAAGUAAAAGAACUCAAGGCAGAUUUAGAAAUACUGCGCCACACAUUCGAAAGGAUUUGUGACAGGUUUCCUAUGAUGUCAACUUUUGGUAUUUUGUAGGAAGGACAAUAUACUUAAAACGUUAAAGCUGGAGCUUGAAGAAUCAGAAGAACAGUAUAUGAUGUCUUUAAGAAACCACCUUUACAAUCUACACCUUUUAGUCGGUAAUUUUAUCUUCUAGUUCAUUUCGUGCACAUUGAAUACUCCAGAAUUUAAAUGUGUCAGAUGAUGCCAGAUUGUUGUUUCGGUUUAAUCUACCCUUUUCUAAAUUUAACUAAGCUGCUUAACUUUUUUUAACUCAUGUUACUUUAUUGUCAUUACCUACGAUCUACCCAUAGUUCGUGAAAAGCUCAGGGAAUAUUUUUGACGAUCUAUGUCCAGUUCAUGUGAUUAUGAUCUACAACUGCGCAUUUCGACAUCUCGAGCAGAAAAGGCUUUCUACUGUUAGCGUUUUGGAUGGAAUCCCAGUAUUUUACUACGGACAUGACUCGCCGAAUGUGCGAAAGACACCUUGUCUUCUAUUCGUAGACCGCUAAUGUACCGUCAUUGACAAGCAUUUCUUUGCCUAGAGCUACAAAACCAGCGUCUCGAAAGAAUGAAAUAUGCCUUUGAUGAGGAACUUCAUAUGAUCAAACGGGAGUUCGACGCAGGUAAAGUUUUCCUUAAUCCUAAGCUUUGUAUUCAAAAAAGAAAAGGAAUUCAUGUCAACGAAACAUGAAAACCAGAUCAAUGAUUUAAAGGAUAUAUAUGUCGCAUUUGACAAACACUUCUUGCAAAAAGAGACCGAGGCCAGAAAUGAAUAUGGAAGCACAAGGGAUGAAAUGAAAAAUAAAGUAGGUUUGUAUUUGCUCAUCUGCUGGUGGCUCGAAUGGGAUGGUUUUAACCAUGAAGCGGUUAGCUCAGAAUGUAGGCCAACACUUUUCUCAAGCAGGUUGACCUAAUUUUUCCUCCCGUUUCUGUCUAUAUUUGGGUGCACAUCGCAUGGGCGUUCCUAGAUCACAAUUUUGCUACUCAUUAUAACUUAUCUGACAUCACUAACGUACUUUAAGUUAUGCUCUUGUAUUUUCAAAUUGUACGCCUUCCUUAUCAAUACUUUGUGCUGUUUCAGAAUACAAGUGUGAAGCUUAACAGGCUCAAUCUGCAUCGAACUUAAAAAUGAAGCAAAGUACCAGGGGACAAACCUGGUCCUUUCUAGCCUAUUGAGAUGUAGGCUUGGUCCUUUCUAGCCUAUUUGCGUUUUGGCAGGCCAAUCCAACCGCCUGUAUUUCCUUCCGUUAGUAUUGAUGUUAUGCGUAAUAAAGUUAAAAAGGUAAAUGAAAAAGGUAGAUUUAAGUCCAGAAACUCAAUUAAUGAUACUUGCAAUGGAAAAAGAGGAACCGACUGACUAGCACAUAGGUGCAUCAGUUGCAGGUCGAUGCAAUCAUUAAGCGUGGUUAAACCAUGUGAUAAUUGUAGGCAAAUUAAACAGCAGAAUCAGGAACGACAUGGCAACUUCAGGUAUAUCAUACGUUCUUCCCAUAGAGGGAUUUAAAGUUCGUUCGUGGAAUCACCUUUUGCGUGUCCAGUAACCAACAUUCGAUUCAAAUGUUCCUUCUCGAUAUUACAGGGAAAUCUUUAGAGAUGACUCCAAAAACCUUAUUCAGGUCGAAGUAUCCAAUUGACAAUAGAAAUGGACGCUAUUUUCAGUAUUUAAUCAUAGUUCUCACUUUCUGUAAAUACACAAUAAUGUCAAAUCCUACAAUCAAAUUCCAUCUGCCAUUGCAGAGUCUUGAAGACAAACACGGCCUGCGAAUCGUUUUGGAGAAAAAGGUCAACGUUCUAUGGGCCGAGUACACUCAAUGUCAGGCUAAUUACAACCGCGCCACUGAGGAGCGCCGAUCGUUGUUUGAAACCCUGAAGGCCCGCGAUGAACAAUCCGUCAUUGAAAUUGAGCGCCAAAUGAUACGACUGCGCGAGAUUAAUGCCAAAAUAGCGUCCGCAAAGGCCAAGAGGAACCGCAUUCUCGAAGAAUUCGAGGAAAAGAAUACUCUCCUGCGAGAAGAACGGGAGAAACUUGGCAUUCAUUUCAUGGGCCUGAAAGCACAAAUAAAUCAGCUACAUGAGAAGCAGCAUGUUAAGCUGACGAAGAUGGCUAUUAUUGCAUCUGAUGUCCGAAAGAAGGUUUGGCUUUUUUGUAUUUACAGUCUCCUUUAUGCAAGUUGGCAAUUCGCCAGUUACCCCGGGCACUCAAAGGUUUCUAGCUUAUAAGACCUCGAUUUGUAGAUGCAUAUUCAGGGUCCUGCAGAAGCCACUGUACUGGGAAUGCUGGGGGACCCACUGACGGGCUGAAUCCCUCGCAGCUAUGUCAUGCAGCAGCAGAAUAUCGGCGAAACACCUGUGCAUGGACUUUUGGCUACUAUCCGUGCUCUUAGUAUGAAACCCCUUUACCCUAAAGUCACUGUAUUGUUUUGACAAAUUCAUAAAAACUAAACUAGAAACUAGGCUUAUUCAUACUUUUCUAACUAACGGAGGGAUUAUUGCAGUUUUAUUUGCUAGACUUGCCAUCAUGUUCCACUUCCGGAGGCAGGCCUCUCCUACAUUUUGAUGUCACUUUGCUUCUCUCUACGUAGGCCGUGCCGAUUUUUCCCUCAAGUUGUGAUAGGUAACGCAGUUAAGUGGCGUACAUCUUGACUUUUAUGUAGUCUUAGAGAAAAAAGUUUGGGCUGAGGUCAGGGCAGCGUGCAGCUCAUUUGUGAGAAUUCCUUUGACCGAUCCAUCGGUCAGAAAACCUGAUGUUCGGGAAAUCCCUCACUAACCUGGAAGAAUGGAGACGGCUCUGUCUUGUUAAAAAAAGACAUUGGCAAGGUCAUUUCUUGCCUGAAAUUCGGGAAUUGCAAACUCCUGCAGCAUCUUCAGGCGAUUUUGGCCUGCAACGGCGGUCGUGUUACCGGAUGCACCGCGGCACAAAAGUGGUCUAAUCAGUCUUAUUCCAAAUAUGGCAUACCAAAUUACCAGCUCCAGUGAGUUUUGUUCAUGCUCCAGAAUCUCUGCUGAGUUUGAUUUUCCCCAAAUUCGAUACCCGCGUCGGUUUUCCAGAUCAGCGAGAAGAUGGAUUCGUUGCUGAGCCAUAGGUUUUCCAAGAGCUAAGGGUCGCUUUGGUAAUGGUGGAGGAGGGACUUAUACCUGUCCACACCAACACCACAGUCUUCCACUUAAGGCGUUCGAAAGACCUGAAGUCGGCACGGGCAGAGCUUUGUCAUUCUUCGAAGCAUCCGUCAAAUCGAGUUCCUGUUGACGCGGUGUUCCAACCCAGUCAGCCGGAUGGACUUUCCUUGGUUUUGCGCGAACGCCUGCCACGGGAGUUUGGUGUUUUAAUCAGUGGUGUUAGCAGCAGUUUUGUCAAGGGCGGACGCUGUUUUCAGAAAUUUGUCAUGGAUGGCGUCAGUUGGGCUACGUGUUGGAGUAGCCUGACGGCCAUGAAUCUUUCCGUGACCGUUUUGGACUGCACUCGAAGACUGAAAAGUUUCUAGCCGAGCGGGAAUUCUGUGAAGCUGUUUCAACACUAACUGGUGAGCCAUGGGCGACGAAAUGAUAUGCUUUAAGAAAAUGCUAAUUCUAAACUGUUAAAUGCUGAUAGUUUCAUGUUUUUUGCGAAUGCCAUCCAAAAAGAAAUAGAAAAAAGAAUGCUUGUAGCGGAUUCGGAACAUUUUGAAAAGAUCUCACGAUACAUAUAUUCCAAUCUGCUUUGUUCCAACGGAAAUUCAAAAAGGGCUUAUUGGUUCCGAAGUUACUUCUAUCGUCCGCUUUUCAACAAGCGGCAAUGGUCAAAGAUGGUUAUUCUCCCUGCUGCUAUUUUGAGUAUUUUUUGGUGACUUAUGUCACCUUGCAUUCAGAGAUUUUAUUUUGAACAGGGAGGGUGGCUUACCGACUUGCAAACCACGAAGGAGGGCGGUAAAUUGAUUUAUUAACCGUCGUCAGCCAGCCUCACGUACUCUCAGGUAGAGUGAAAACAUGGGUUCGAAGCCGGACUCUUUUUAUUACUGAUCUUCGGCAAGCCCAACACCCUAACUACUGAGCCAAGGGUCUGUUACCCUGUCAGCCGCGACCGGGAAUGCCGAUUUGAGUUGGGUUACGGGACUCGUUUGUCCCGUUGGGCCCAAGGGCUGAAUGCACAGCCCAAACGGUGAGCGCAAUCCCAAUACAUGUUAACAUUUCCAGUCGCAACCGACAGGACAACGAGCUCGUAGCUUAGUGGUUGGAGCUUUUGACUUUCCAGCGCUCAAUAGCCCAAAGAACCUGAAGUUAGGCAAGGCUGGCUGAUGACGGCUAAUAGGCCCGAAAUGGUCGUGCCGGUCUCCCUUGCCCUCGUCCGAAAUCCCUUCAGCAAAUAUGAAAUCGUUAAACUUCACAGUAGGCAUUCCACGAUGCGUUUGAAUGAAGACCUAGGCCAGUAAAAAUACAGCCAAUAGAAAUAUAGAAAUGAGGCAGUUGAUGACUGCGCAGAAGGAAAUAAAUUACAAUUUUGUUGAGCUUUUUCGGUAGAAUACUAGAAAAAGAUUGCGAACAUAAAACGAGACUUCCAUAUAAGCAAGGGUCUAUGCUUGUAUUCCCUAGGUUGUGAUAUGCGUGUCGAAAGUCGCCUUUGGGUUAAAUGAAUCGAGCAUAAAUGAUUGGAAUGUGAAUUCGAGGUCUCAAAUUCGUGGACAAAAAAGACUCUUCUGUUCUUGAGCUCAGAAGACCAGUUGGUGAGCAUAUGUGUGCUUUCGAAAAAUUCCCAGCGGACAGUACACUUAUGUGGGAACAGGGUACAAGUAAAACACGUGAUUGAUUAGAGAAAUCUCCCAUAGUUCGUCUUUUCAUAAAAGUGGGAUGUUGGAAUAGGGGAUGGGAAGUAAUACGGGGGCAGUGAAUUAGAAUACAGUCGGAGUUAGGCGGAGGAGUGAGGGAAGGACGCGAAGGAGUACAUGCAGUUAACCGACCUUUGACCACGAUAGGUGCGGAACCUAUACCAGGUCCUUCUAUGGGCACCAGAUCGGCUUUCAUAACCUGAUGUCAGUCGCCUCUGCAGUUGCUGGCGGACACUGACCCAGUGGCUUAGGGUAAUUCGGGGGGACCCUGCAAAUCACACGGAAGGCGUUUUCGUAUUCCUGGGGCCUUUUGUGGGAGUUCCAAUGUGCCCUGAACUCCCCUAAGUCACUGGGUCAGCGUCUGCUAGCGACAGCAAAGACGACUGCCAUCAGGUUACAAAAACCCGUCCGGUGCGCGCAGUAGAAUCUGGUAUAAGCUCCCCGCCUACCGUGAUCAAAGAUCAGUUAGCUGCACGCACUCAUCUGCGCCCUACCGCCUAAUUCACUGUCACCUGUUACGCCCCACCCCUUAUUCCCACACCCUACUUGCAUGAAAAGACGAACCAUAAUCGAUUUCUCUUAUCACUCACGUGUUUUACUCGAUGAUGGGAAUUUGUCGAAGGCACACGUAUGUCUUACGGUCGUCUAACUUAUUAUACUACUACAAUUGGAUAAUUUUCCCUGCAAAUUAGUCCUCUGCUCACAUUUUGCUAUGAUCUAAAAAUUAAACCUGUGCUAAGUAAAGUGGGCUUUCCGUGCGCAGGUCUGUGGUGAAUUUGAACUUUUGAGAAUGAGGAAUUCCUUGAUAUGCUUCCACUCUUCAAAAAGGGAUUCCUUACUGUAGUUCACAGAUGAGGACCCAUCCAAGAGGAUCGCCUUAUGUCUUACAGAUUCCAAAGGAAGAUUUCCGACAAAUAAUACUGUUAAUUAAUUAGUGUUUUGACAGAUUUGAGUAAUUCGUUUGACCAUAUUGUGAAAAAAUCGACGGUCUUGGUGGAAUACGAACCCACGACAGCAAGGGUAAGGCCUGAGUACACUCAACGCUCUAAACAUAGUUCUGCUGAUCGUAUUGAUAUAUUGGUAAAUCGUUCGGUCUUUUACUUCAGAUGGAUGAGCUUAACAAACGGGCAGAGCAGAUCAUCCAGAUCGGUGAGGACUGCCGAAAGCUGGAGACAGAAGAGGAGAAGGUACUGCCAUUCUAUGCAUCUUGUCUAAGCCAAGAAGAGGAGGAGAAGUUGGCUAAUGAGAUCCAGGAUACCGAGGAUCAGAAUGUCAAAGUGGUAUGUUGGCCAAGAAAUUACUGGUAUAGAUGUAGACUUAGACGACACCCCUCCUUGUGACAUCUGGCGUGAAAAUCGAUAUGGUCGCAUCAGGGGUGCAAAUUCAUGCCCAUGACCAUCUCGAUAAAACCACAUCGCCUACAAAGACUACACUAUGCAAAUAAUUACUAUUUCAGUAGUAUUAAUUUUUCUCAUCGAUUUUAGAUGCCCUUAUAAAUUAAAAUAUAUUUCAUCGAAAACAUUAAUAAAAUAUGCAUUCUUCCACUCUUUUGUAGAAAAUUACGUCUUCUUCUAAGUUUAUGCACGACGGAUGGGUAUAAUUCAGUUCUAAAAGACUUUUCUGAUUUCCGAAUAAUUUUUGACCCGAUCUGCCAAUACAAUUGUAUUCAGGGUUUCCAAACUACCAGCUGUAUAUAUUCUGUGUACGGAAAACCAUACAUUUCUAUACGCUAUAAAGAGGAAGCCGUAUGGGGUUCAUAAAAUUUUGCAGUGGAUUUGAGCCCUUUUGUAAACUUUACAAGCAAUACUAGGAAAUGCAGAUGUUUUAUGAUGUUUUGUGUUUUCUGAGCGCGCAUUCCGCAGUCUUAAAAAGUCUCCUGGUUAGAAACUAUUUAAACCGCAUCGUACCCUUCUUUCAAUUAUAAAUUUUGAAAAAGAUGUCAUUUUCUGUGACCGAGUAGAAAAAUGAAUAUUUUAUGCAUGUUUUCUGUGAAGUAUAUUUAAAUUUACAGGGGCAUCGAAAAUCAAGGAGAGAAACUCACACUACUUGAGUAGUCAUUUUUUGCAGAAAGUGCUCUUUGCAGGCGGCCGGAAAGAAGUUAAUUCAAAAGCCGGCUACUCACAGUAACUGAAAUAUUGCGGAAUUAUGCUGCAGGCUAAAUACCAAAACCCUACUUAAGUCAUUUUUUCGAGUCGAAAACGCAUUUCAGAAUUUCAGUUAACAUUUCAUGAGUUAGCACAUCUACUGUACUCUCCGGAUUUUCACAUCAGGUGCUAAUCACUUUCAAUUUAAGCAGCGUAUUUAAGAUGACCGGUGAGCGCGUCUCUAUUACUGUAUAUUCCCGAUCGCAACUGGCAAGACAGCGAGCACAUGGCUCAGUGGUUAGAGGCGUUGGACUUCUAACUAACAUGUCAUGGGAUCGAGCCCCAGGUGUUCUUCACCUCGGGGUUGUGUAUGACUGGCUGGCGACGGCUAGUAAGCCAAAGAUGGCUAUUUUGGUCUCCCCUGUCUCUGUCGAUAAUGUCUCUCUGCAUAUAUCGUUCGCCGCUGUGCGGCUGCUGGUUGGACUUUAGAGGGAGCCCUACGGCAUAAGCGGAUGAGCAAGUUCCGUAAAACGAUCGGUGAGCGCCCCUCUACCAAAGUCACAAGUCUUUUGUGCCAUUGUGAAGAGGCUGAUGUACGACACGAUCGUGUUGCUCUAAAAUCCAGGGAGUUAGAGUUGGGGUUGGAGUUAGGAUAUGGGAAUAACUACCACCCUGUAAUUUAGCGCAAGGCCACCUGUAGCGCUAUGGGGUACUUAUGCCACGCCCACGCAAGAGGUCAUUCGCCAGUUGUGAAACUUUGGCAGGGACCUGAACUACGUUGUAGAUUCCACAGACAUUUGUAAAAGCCACUUGAGUAAUCAUUUUACCCUUUUGAAAAUCGCCAUAACUGCGAUGGUUUGAAGUCGAAAGGAUACCCCUCCAUCAUUUUGAAGGAAAACAAGGUUUCCUACAGAAUGAGCAUAAGUAAUUACCACCUGCUUGUGUCUAUUCCAUGAACUACGUUUGAAUUUCUGCAGAUAUCAACGAUCAGAUAUAAAUUUGCACGUUAAUUAUGCGGACAUUGUGACUCAGUUGAUUUGUUCAGGUAGUCUAAUGUGCAUGUGAGUCAGACUAACGCCUCCAAAUAAGUUAUUCUUCCUGCUGGAGGCCAUGUUUCGAAGUUUUCGUCAGUGUCUCACCAUAUAUCAGAUAAUCUACUUACUUCUCAUUAGGCGACAACAGCUUCCUUCCUGUGCCAAGGGAUGUCACACCGCAUGAUAGCUCGACCGUCGUUGCCGACGAUGUCCACCGUGUGCCCCACAGCUGCAGCAGCGGUGGGAGCAGGGACGGUGACUUGCUCGGGGGUUUAUAGUGCCAGUAGACUUGCGCUGCAUCUACCUGCACUCUCUCCUCCUCCCCCGCCCGAGCCCGGUGUCAAGACAGAGUCAAGAAGACCGGAGACGAUGGAGGUCGCAGGUGGAUAGCUUGGACAUAUCCUCGCCUUGACGCUCCACUCCGUACCCCCUGGUCUACACAACAAAUGAUCAGGAUUUUGACCGCCAAAACAAUGGAGGGCAUGACAGUGGUCCCAGUUGUGCGACGACUGCCGACAAUAGGGUCUGCUCACACCCCCCCCCCCCCUAGAUGUUGGCAUUUGUUAUUACGCAAAGAUAACGCCUGCCAGAAUCCGAUGUGGCCCGGUGUUGGUCCUACGCAUCUAACACACAUACACUUGGUCCGCGCAUGAUGGACCAAGUUUUCUCACAAAUAAGGAAGAGACGUCCUGGCUCACAACUUAGUGAAAAUACCCUAGAGGUCACAUCAAGAAGGAGCCGUUUCGGCCUGGCUCUCCGUCCUGACAGGGGUGCCGAGUUAUCCCGUCAGCUGACAGCUCACCGUGAUUGUUUAUGGUGCAGGAAUAUACGCGGAGUGCUGUGAAGACAUGGUUCCCAUAGUCACUGUCACUCUCUCCUCCCUAAUCCAGACACCAGUUUAUUGUUCAAGCCGGGGAUUGGCCGACGAUUGAAUAGCAAGGGUCUAAUAAAUGUCUAUUUUGUGCGCUCCUUGCAGCUUCUGAAACAGUAUGCGCCGCUUGAACUAUUUUGGCGACGUUUUAACAAAGUCCAGUUGGACAGGCUGGCUCUGCUGAAGGAGCGAGAUGUUCUGACGAAUCAGAACGACAAUCUGAAGCACCUUCUCACCCAGUACCUGGACGGCCUGUCUGUGAAUGAUGAAAUCCUCGCAAAGCCGAAUUCUCUGUUUGUGGUCAAUGGAAGGAGCAACCUCAAGUGAGUGUCCCAGUGCACUUUUUUAAGUUUUAGUUACGGAAUUUACAGCCUCCACGCUAUCGUCAAUUCGACAAAGUUGCAGGCUAAACCGGUUGCUGGCAAAUGAGCCAGGAAAUCUACCUCAUUUUCCAGAAACUGUAUUGUUGGCUCCCUUUAAAAUGGUAGGCGCGCACUUCAAAUGGAACCCGGCAAAUACAGGUCCAAAUUAACAUUUUUCAGACUGACAUUUCUGUUAAUAGUAAUAAUGAUGAUGGGAAUCGUUGAGGAGGGAUGCAAUAAAGACUCGAAAGAAGUAAAGAACCAUCAUUGAUGCACUUUCCGUUCCUAGUUAGUCAUACUUAAAUCCAGACUGGUGCAUGAGGACCGAGCCAAAAUCAGUUAUUUCACGAGCCUACUUUCGAGCUAAAUAUUACAUAUUAGGCUACGGGACCACCUUCUAUCGGUCGUAGUCGGAAAUAUUCACAGUCGUAUUGCAGAUGUAUUCACAAGGCUUUUUGUAUUACCCCCUUAGGGAAAUGGGGUUCUCGGAAUUUUAGCGUUUUGGCGUCCAGACCACUUGGUUGGAGGCGAAUAUGCACCUUCCAGGCUAUUGUUUGAAAGGAGACAAUGACGCGAUCACUGGAACGGUAGGUUUAUGAGUCCGACUACAAAAAUGUUCACUAACUGUUACACUCCCAUAGUCUCUGGCGAUGGACUCGUGAAAGAGUUAGAAAGCUCAGACUUGUACACCUACUGUUCCAGUGAUCGCGUCUUCGUCUUCUUUUCAGAUCACUAGGUACUUGGGUCUGUCCGACUCGAUUGCCUCUUGCUCUCAGUGGUGCCAGAGUCCUGGCAUUCAUGAAAUAUUGUGGUAGUUUAUCCGUGUCCUAGACCGGUUAAGGGAGCCUGCGGAAAUCAGUCUGUAGAAACUUGUAGGCAACUGUCUCAAAAGACUUCGAAUUCCCUAUUUUUCCUUUUAAAAAUGCUAUCUUCUUUCGAGUGCAGAAAUCGGAAACUGGACUAACAGAAUCCUUAUUCGUUGCUUCCAGAAAAUGGACUGAGUUUAGCUCGUUGUGUUUUCACUUAUGAAAUUGAUAAAUGUAAGGAUCGGGUGAAAGCCCCUAAGCAUCUGUGGCAUACAAAGCCUACCUUCAAUACUUAUUUAAGUGGGUUUUAGUCCGACACGAUUAUUUCGGUUUGGUGUUUCAUCGUACAAUGUUGGGUCUCUGUUGUAGACGGUCUGGUGCAUUACCUACAGUGAUCUCAGGUCAGAGAGUUGAGAAGCGAUCGUUGCAGACACUAACUGUUUAUUUUUUUAAUUGCCCUGCUUAAUUUAAGUUGCUAUAUGUCAAUUCAUUAAGACUUUUCUGUCCGAAAAACAAAUGUACCAAGUAUCUAUACUUAUUUUACCAUUCCUCUAUGCAUACAUAGGCCCCGCUCGUAAAACCCCUAUUACCACCUUUCGUAUAAGACAGGCACUUUGGCUUGUCGUUUGUGAUUGGGGGCCUUCAACCGAUCGUUGUCUUAAUAAAUGACUGAAAGGGUUGGAAUCGGAAAGCCAAUAAUUAGAUCACUUGGACAGCGCUACCCCAUUUCAACCCAGAGCUACUUGAACUGGGGUUUAAGGAUUUCGGUUAAUUUUUGCUGGAUUUCCACACAUACAGAAAAUGGCGUUUAGAUCACUUCAUGGAUAAAAAAUAAGAAAAAUAGUUUUAUGUUUCAAAUCGUCUUUAUUACUUUGUUGUUAUCGCUACGAGAUUCUCAAAGGUAGACCCUAUCGAAUGCUUAGUUAACUACUGUUGAUAGAUUCGCUUAGGCGAGGCUCCUCUGACUCUUGUUCAAAAGUCCCUCAUUCUAAUUACUACAUGUAACUACCGAGUACUGUCUAGCUCUGUACGCCACCACCAAUUUCUGGCAUUUAAGUGUUUCGAAUAAUGCAACACUACGGAAAUUUGCGGGCCAGUAGAGAUCUUUCAUAAAAUUGCAAACAAAGUAUCCCUAACUUAAGUAAAGUUUACAUUCGAAAAAUAUGGAUAAAAUACGUUUUUUCGAGUUUUGGUUUUGGAUGACGCAUUUUUUAGGGAAAAACAAAAAAACUCUUCAUAUAAUUCAUGAUCUUUUGCUGCUAGUCCAAAUCCGCUCAUCAAGGAUGCUCGUGUCCGGCCAGUGGCGACCGUGAAGUUAGAGGCGCUACACAUUUACAAGGACUCCGUAACGUCUGGUUUGCUGGAGAAAUGA
Spirometra erinaceieuropaei is the source of this 11637-nucleotide messenger RNA. Lineage: Eukaryota; Metazoa; Platyhelminthes; Cestoda; Diphyllobothriidea; Diphyllobothriidae. The record is from the annotation of a GenBank genome assembly.